AUGCUCGACACCCCAACGCACAUCGUCACCCUCGAGAAGAAAUGGGGCUAUCACGCCGCCAACGGGUACGAGCUGAACAACAACACAUGGGGCAGCGCCGCCGCAACCUCGGGCUCGCAGCGCACGCACUACGACGGCCCCACGGCGCCAAGCAGCCCCACGGGAUCCGUGGGAAUCGCGUGGUCCACGGACUGGGAGUGGCGCGGCGGCGAGAACAGCGUCAAGUCGUACGUCUACGGCGCGCGGCAGUUCCGGCGCCGGCUGGUGAGCGAGGUCGCUGCGCUCCCGACGGAGGUGGAGUGGCGGUAUAACACGUGGGAUGUCCGCGCCAACGUCGCGUUUGACAUUUUCACCGAUCCGGAUGUGGAGCAUGCGAAUAGUAGCGGGGAGUACGAGGUUAUGAUAUGGUUGGCGAGGCUGGGCGGCGUGUGGCCCAUCAGCGAGUCCAAGGCGCCGAUUGCGCAGGUGGAGAUUGAGGGCCAUCGGUGGGAGGUGCAUUUUGGGUAUAAUCAUGGUGGGAAGAUGAAGGUGUUUAGCUUUUUGCCAGUGGAUGGGCCGAUUCAGAGCUUCCGCGCGGAUGUGAAGCGGUUUUUUGAUUAUCUGGUUGCUGAGCAUCAGUUUCCGGCUUAUAACCAAUACAUGCUCGUGUUCCAGCUGGGUACGGAGGCGUUUACGGGAGGUCCCGCGGAGUUUGUGGUUCCUAAGUUCAUUGCCGAUGUCCAGUGA
Messenger RNA from Colletotrichum chrysophilum, 726 nucleotides. RefSeq lists its product as uncharacterized. NCBI's taxonomy places the organism in Eukaryota, Fungi, Ascomycota, Sordariomycetes, Glomerellales, Glomerellaceae. Gene Ontology annotation, biological process: polysaccharide catabolic process. The coding region runs from base 1 to 726 and encodes 241 amino acids. The record is from RefSeq and is a predicted model, not a curated record. The transcript has 3 exons. Gene Ontology annotation, molecular function: cellulase activity.